CUAUAAAUAAGCUUGAUUCCCGUUGCUUCCAACUCGCGCCUUCUCUCUUUGUGGCUCCUCCAUUAUCGUCUCUUUAUCUCUUUACCUCUCGCAUUCCUUUCUGUUUCUUUCUCCGAGGGGAGCCUCUGUCGGUGUUCCACAUCCUCAAGAACAAUGGCAUCUCACAUCGUUGGAUAUCCUCGUAUGGGCCCCAAGAGGGAGCUCAAGUUUGCGCUUGAAUCAUUUUGGGAUGGGAAGAGCUCCGCGGAGGAUUUGAAGAAGGUGGCUGCAGAUCUGAGGUCGUCCAUCUGGAAAAAGAUGUCUGGUGCAGGGAUCAAAUACAUUCCCAGCAACACUUUUUCAUACUAUGAUCAGGUGUUGGAUACCACUGCAUUGCUUGGGGCCGUUCCUCCUAGAUACGGUUGGGCUGGUGGUGAGAUUGGUUUCGAUACCUACUUCUCCAUGGCCAGAGGAAAUGCAUCUGUACCAGCUAUGGAAAUGACCAAAUGGUUUGACACAAACUACCACUUCAUUGUCCCUGAGCUAGGACCAGAGGUGAAAUUCUCUUAUGCUUCCCAUAAGGCAGUGGAUGAGUACAAAGAAGCCAAGGCUCUUGGAGUAGACACUGUUCCAGUUCUUGUUGGUCCCGUGUCAUACUUGUUGCUCUCUAAGCCUGCAAAGGGUGUUGACAAGACCUUCUCCCUUCUCUCCCUUCUUGACAAGAUCCUCCCUAUCUACAAGGAGGUUAUUUCUGAUCUUAAAGCGGCUGGCGCUUCUUGGAUUCAGUUUGAUGAGCCUACACUGGUGUUGGAUCUUGAUUCUCAGAAAUUGAAAGCCUUCUCUGAUGCGUAUGCUGGACUUGAGUCAGCUCUCUCUGGCUUGAAUGUUCUUGUGGAGACAUAUUUUGCUGAUGUCCCUGCUGAGGCAUACAAGAUCCUUUCUUCUUUGAAGGGUGUCACUGCCUAUGGAUUUGAUUUGGUUCGUGGAACUAAGACACUUGAUUUGAUCAAGGGUGAUUUCCCCAAGGGAAAAUACCUUUUUGCUGGACUCGUUGAUGGAAGGAACAUUUGGGCCAAUGAUCUUGCUGCUUCAGUUAGCACAUUGGAGGAACUGGCUGCCGUUGUGGGUAAAGAUAAACUUGUUGUCUCCACCUCCUGCUCACUACUUCACACCGCUGUUGACCUCGUCAACGAAACUAAGUUGGACAAUGAAAUCAAAUCAUGGCUAGCUUUUGCUGCUCAAAAGAUUGUUGAAGUUAAUGCAUUGGCAAAGGCCUUGGCUGGUGAAAAGGAUGAGGCAUUCUUUGCCGCUAACGCCGGAGCUCAUGCUUCAAGGAAAUCGUCCCCAAGGGUGACCAAUGAGGCUGUUCAGAAAGCGGCUGCUGCUUUGAAGGACUCUGAUCACCGCCGUGCUACAAAUGUUAGUGCAAGACUUGAUGCUCAACAGAAGAAGCUUAAUCUUCCAAUCCUUCCAACCACCACCAUUGGUUCCUUCCCUCAAACUGUUGAACUCAGGAGGGUUCGUCGUGAAUACAAAGCUAACAAGAUCUCCGAGGAGGAAUAUGUGAAGGCUAUUAAGGAGGAAAUCAGCAAGGUUGUCAAGCUCCAAGAAGAGCUCGACAUUGACGUCCUGGUUCAUGGAGAGCCCGAGAGAAACGAUAUGGUUGAAUACUUUGGGGAGCAGCUGUCAGGUUUUGCAUUCACCGUCAAUGGUUGGGUGCAAUCAUAUGGAUCUCGUUGCGUGAAGCCUCCAAUCAUCUACGGUGAUGUGAGCCGCCCAAAGGCCAUGACUGUCUUCUGGUCUACCGCAGCUCAGAGCAUGACAGCCCGCCCAAUGAAGGGAAUGCUCACCGGCCCUGUCACCAUUCUCAACUGGUCCUUCGUUAGAGUCGACCAGCCAAGGUUCGAAACAUGCUAUCAGAUUGCCUUGGCCAUCAAGGACGAGGUCGAGGAUCUCGAGAAGGCUGGCAUUAAUGUCAUCCAAAUCGAUGAAGCUGCUUUAAGAGAAGGAUUGCCUCUUAGGAAGUCUGAGCAUGCUUUCUAUUUGGAUUGGUCUGUUCACUCUUUCCGUAUCACAAACUGUGGUGUCCAAGACACGACUCAGAUUCACACUCACAUGUGCUACUCCAACUUCAACGACAUCAUCCAAUCCAUCAUCGAUAUGGAUGCCGAUGUGAUCACAAUUGAGAACUCUCGCUCCGACGAGAAGCUCUUGUCAGUUUUCCGUGAGGGAGUGAAGUACGGUGCUGGAAUUGGCCCCGGUGUGUACGACAUUCACUCUCCCAGAAUUCCAUCAACCGAAGAGAUUGCAGACCGGAUCAACAAGAUGCUUGCAGUGCUCGAGACCAACAUCUUAUGGGUCAAUCCCGACUGCGGUCUCAAAACUCGCAAGUACGCCGAGGUGAAUCCUGCUCUUAAGAACAUGGUAGCUGCCGCCAAGCUCCUCCGUACUCAGCUUGCCAGCACCAAAUGAAUUGGCUGAGUUUUAUGAAGAUUGAAGCACCUUUUAUCUUUCCCUUAUUUCCAGAUAUCCAGAAAGAAAUAUAUGCCUGUUUGUUCUCCAAUAACUGAGUCCCCGACAUAUUUUAGUAGCUGUAGUUCCACUUUUGAGCAUUUUUUUUUUUCACAAAAAUUUGCUUUCCAGUAUUGGUUUUGAUUUGAAGGUGUAGCUUUGUUCGUUCUUUUUCAAAAGGCACCAAACUGCAAUUUUUAUCGAAGUGAAAUGAAAAAGAAGACAGCAUUGCCAGUUUGUGC
This is a messenger RNA of Cucurbita moschata (crookneck pumpkin), 2732 nucleotides long. RefSeq names its product 5-methyltetrahydropteroyltriglutamate--homocysteine methyltransferase. The transcript is spliced from 12 exons. The record is from RefSeq and is a predicted model, not a curated record. Gene Ontology annotation, molecular function: 5-methyltetrahydropteroyltriglutamate-homocysteine S-methyltransferase activity; zinc ion binding. Lineage: Eukaryota; Viridiplantae; Streptophyta; Magnoliopsida; Cucurbitales; Cucurbitaceae. Bases 154 to 2451 code for a protein of 765 amino acids.